ACCUCUGGAUGGAUGUAGAGCUACUUCCGAAUCCGGACCCGUGCUACGGAUCGUCUGUCGCCACGUCAAAACCUCCUAGCCGCGACCACGCUUCGCCCCGCUACAACUGGUCCGCCGCACGCCGCACGCCUCACGCCCCACGCCCCAUUCCCCUGUUACAAUCACCGAUCGUCCCUCCUCUCGAGUCUUUCUCUCCUCCCUCGCAAACUUUCCUCUUCCCUCUCUCCUCAGAGCAGCUAGCCACGACCAUCGAAUUGCCCCUUCCGCUACCGUCAACCUCCUUUACGACCGUCAUCCCGGACUGCCAGGCGUGAACUACAUCAUUACCGCCUAAAGUUUGUUAGCAAGUAAUUGUUUAACUUCAAACACUGCCUUCCGAUUUCGAGGUUAUAUUUCGCAUGAUGCCCCAAUUCCCAAAACUCCCUCAAUCUCUCUACAUCUGGCGCUCACUCGCCGGCGGGAGGUUCCGGCCACCUCCAGUUACGGUAUUGGGCGGCACUAACUGCCGCUUCGCUUCGAGCUACACCGCGACCUCUCGGGAACAAGGCUCGAAGAAGAUGCUAAUCUAUCUUCUUUCGCUGGCCGGGGCCAUGGUUGGCGCCUCUUAUGCGGCUGUUCCGCUCUAUCGCCGUUUCUGUCAGGCCACCGGCUAUGGUGGCACCGUUCAACGUCGAGAGAGUGUGGAGGAGAAGAUCGUGCGCCAUACUCGAGAUGGGACAACUGCUUCAAGGGAGCUUGUUGUUCAAUUCAAUGCUGAUGUUGCUGAUGGAAUGCCUUGGAAGUUUGUUCCUACGCAAAGACAGGUAAGAGUAAAACCUGGUGAAAGCGCACUUGCAUUCUACACAGCUGAAAAUCGUAGCUCAGCUCCAAUAACUGGUGUUGCUACAUACAAUGUCACCCCGAUGAAGGCUGCCAUCUACUUCAACAAAAUACAAUGCUUCUGCUUCGAGGAGCAGACUCUGCUCCCUGGAGAACAAAUAGAUAUGCCAGUGUUUUUCUAUAUUGACCCCGAGUUUGCGACGGAUCCCAAAAUGGAUGGCAUCAACAACCUGAUCCUCUCCUACACCUUUUUCAAUGUGAAAUGAGAGCUAUAAAAUUAGCUUUGCUGGACUACAUUAGAGAGUGGAUUGGCCUGAUAUGAUAUGAGAUAUAUCUGAUUCUCCUUGGUAGAAUAUUAAUAAAGCAACCCUGAUUGUUCCUUGA
Messenger RNA from Dendrobium catenatum, 1203 nucleotides. RefSeq names its product cytochrome c oxidase assembly protein COX11, mitochondrial. Gene Ontology annotation, molecular function: copper ion binding. Gene Ontology annotation, cellular component: mitochondrial inner membrane. The transcript is spliced from 6 exons. Lineage: Eukaryota; Viridiplantae; Streptophyta; Magnoliopsida; Asparagales; Orchidaceae. The record is from RefSeq and is a predicted model, not a curated record. Bases 399 to 1085 code for a protein of 228 amino acids.